AUGCCUCAUAGCUCGAGUCGGCGGCCAGUAGAAAUUUUGAGAUCGGUCGCCGGCACAGCAUCAAGCCUACCCUCGAACGAUAUCGAACUUCAAGAAUACCUUCCUAGCCAAGCCUUUGACGCGACAGAUUCGAGAGCAGCUCGUCGCGAGCAGAAGCGGUUAGCGAAACUUCAGCGGCUGAUAGAAGCAGAAGAGAUGAAGUUCUCACAUAGCAUUCAGUUCAACGCCGUCCCUGACUGGUCGAGCAACUAUAUCGCCUACAGCAACCUCAAGAAGACCAUAUAUACCCUCGAAAAGCAGAUCAACCAGUCCUCUGCAGCUGAUGGCCACGAUGAGGAACAAUCGCUGCUGGACGGUCAGCGCCUUGACCCAGACACCACCUUCAGGCGUCUGCUUGACUCGGAACUCGAGAAGGUCUGCUCAUUCUACCGCCUCAAAGAGAUGGAAAUCUACAGUGAACUAGAACAGAUUCAGAAGGACCUCGAGGCUUAUCACAGCGACACAGCCGGUGUGGACAUGGACGAGGUUGUCGAUAUCGAGAACAGGCGCAGAUUUACUAGGUCUGGCAGCAUAUUUGGUGGUAUUGCAACAACGAAACGGAGACGUAGAGCGUCUACCAUGAGCAUGAGCAUUGAAGAGGAAAACGACGAUAGCGACAGCGACGCCGACGAUAACGCUGCUAUGAUCAAGAAGAAGGACCGUCCAUCGUCGACCUUGAAACAGAGGAGCAAAAGUCUAGCACAACCACCACAGCAUAAUCACACAGAUAUGAACGGCUCGAGAGAGAGCUUGACGACCCCUCCAUCUUCAAUAACGAAAAGGCGCUCAAGUAUGGCUAUGGAACUCGAGGCUAGCGAUCCAGGUCAGCUUACAAGCCUCUUUGAUACUGGAAUUACACUCAAGAAACGAAUCAUCAACGUCUAUGUUUCGCUGUCUGAGCUCAAGUCUUUCAUUCAACUUAACCAGACUGGUUUCAAGAAAGCUGCCAAAAAGUAUGACAAGGUGUGCAAUCGAGACAUACGGAAGGACUACCUGGAGAAGAGUGUGGAGCCUUCUUAUCCUUUUCGCGACCAGACUAUGACACAGCUCGAUAACAACAUCCAGAAAGUUGAGCAGCAAUACGCUGAUAUGGUGACCAAAGGUGACGUGACGCUUGCUAAGAGGGAGCUCAGGUUACACCUCAGGGAACACGUUGUUUGGGAGCGUAAUACCGUCUGGCGAGAAAUGAUUGGUAUUGAACGACGUGCUCAGGCUGUGAACCUGGGUAUACGCCAGACUUUGCUCGGCGGCACAAAAGACCAUGACCGUGGACGGCAAGGAGAUGAAAAGGAAGAUGAUACGAAGGAGCUUGACACGCCUGUAGGACGAUACCGUUGUCCUGCUUGGCUUUUUAGCUCGACCUUCUUCACGCUCAUCGGUAUCAUCGUUGUCUUCCUCGUGCUGCUAUUUGUGCCAAUUAUGAAGAAGGAGGAGCAGCAGAAUUGCCUGGCCAUGCUCGUCUUCGUGUCUCUUCUGUGGGCAACUGAAGUUAUACCACUAUUUGUUACCUCCCUACUGGUGCCAUUUUUGUCUGUCAUCCUGCGAAUCAUGAGGGAAGACGACAAGCCCCACCGACGACUCGGGACUAAAGAAGCCACAAAGGUCGUCUUUUCGUCGAUGUGGACUCCGGUCAUCAUGCUACUCCUGGGUGGCUUCACGAUAGCUGCUGCGUUGUCCAAGUAUCUCAUCGCCAAGAAAUUGGCCACCUUUAUCCUCAGCAAAGCAGGAACCAAAGCUCGCACUGUACUAAUUACAAAUAUGUUCGUUAGCUUGUUUCUGUCAAUGUGGAUCUCAAACGUGGCAGCACCAGUGCUAUGCUUCAGCAUCAUCCAGCCCAUGCUCCGCAAUCUGCCAGCAGACAGCAAUAUGUCCAAAGCACUCAUUCUUGGCAUCGCUCUAUCAGCCAACAUGGGCGGUGCAGCAUCCCCAAUCUCUUCACCCCAGAACAUCAUCGCCCUCCAAAACAUGAAACCACAACCCAGCUGGGGCACCUGGUUCUUCAUCGCCUUACCAGUAUGCAUAGUAGCCAUCUUCUUCAUCUGGCUCAUCCUCCUCGUCACCUUCAAACCAGGCAAAGGAACAACCAUCGUACCCCUCCGACCAAUGAAAGACAAGCUCAACGGCCGCCAAUACUUCAUCAUCUUCGUCACAAUACUCACCAUCGUCCUCUGGUGCGUGAGCCACCAACUCGACAACGUCUUCGGAGACAUGGGCGUCAUCGCCAUCAUCCCCAUGGUCCUCUUCUUCGGCACCGGCAUCCUCACCAAGGAAGACUUCAAUAAUUUUCUCUGGACGAUCAUCAUCCUCGCGGCAGGAGGUCUCACAUUGGGCAAAGCCGUCUCCUCCUCCGGCCUCCUAAACACCAUCGCGAAAUCCAUAACCCAAAACGUGGCAGGCAUGUCCGUCUACGGUGUCCUCGUCGUCUUCUGCGCUCUCGUCCUCGUGGUGGCAACUUUCAUCUCUCAUACCGUUGCGGCACUGAUCAUCCUCCCGCUCGUCGCGAGCGUCGGCUCGAGUAUGGAUGAGCCACAUCCAAACCUGCUCGUUAUGGGAACGGUAUUGAUGGCGAGUGGUGCGAUGGGCCUGCCGACUUCUGGAUUUCCGAAUAUGACUGCGAUCAUGAUGGAAGCUCCCGAGACAGGUGUGCGAUAUCUACGAGUCAAGCAUUUCUUGACUAGGGGUAUACCGAGCAGUAUUAUUGCGUUUGGGAUCAUCAUCAGUUUGGGUUAUGGACUCAUGCUUGCUGCGGGGCUGUAA
Molecule: messenger RNA, 2796 nt
Organism: Lithohypha guttulata
Lineage: Eukaryota; Fungi; Ascomycota; Eurotiomycetes; Chaetothyriales; Trichomeriaceae
Gene: PHO91
Product: low-affinity phosphate transporter
Exons: 2
Coding region: 1-2796 (931 amino acids)
Biological process (GO): transmembrane transport; polyphosphate metabolic process; phosphate ion transport
Cellular component (GO): membrane
Molecular function (GO): phosphate transmembrane transporter activity
Source: RefSeq, a predicted model, not a curated record